AGAAGCAGAGGGAGCCUCAGCGAAGUUUCUUCCUCCUCCUCCUCCUCCUCCUCCGGGUCCCAUGCGGCGGGAGCAUCAGAGCCAUCAUGGCCAAGGCAGAGGAGGAGGAGGAGGAGGAGCGGGGCUCUGGGCCACUCUGGCCCUCCUGCACCUCUGGAGCCCCGGAGCCCGAGGAGGAGGAGGAGGAGGAGGAGGGAACUGGAGGGGCUGCUUUUGCAGGUGGCUAGGCAUUGCUUCCUUCAGUGUCCCGGAGAAACUUGAUUGUACCAACCUACCUCUGAAUGGCCGCCAGAAAGACUUGUGUAAGAAGAAACCCUAUCUCCUGCCCACUAUCCAGGAAGGAGCCCGCCUGGGCAUUCAGGAAUGCCAGAGCCAGUUCAAACAUGAGCGAUGGAACUGCCUACUCUCUACAGAGACAACUGCUUCUCUUUCCACCAACCCUUCGGCCAUCACUGGAGCACCUCCUUUCUCCAUCUUUGGCUAUGAGCUGAGCAGUGGCACCAAAGAAACUGCAUUUAUCCACGCAGUGACGGCAGCUGGCCUUGUGCACUCAGUUACUCACUCAUGCAGUGCAGGGAAUAUAACUGAAUGUUCCUGUGACACCAAGCUGCAGAGUGGCGGCUCAGCCAAUGAGGGAUGGUACUGGGGUAGCUGCUCAGAUGACAUCCAAUAUGGCAUGUGGUUGAGCAGGAAGUUCUUAGAUGGUCCUACUGAAAACAUCACUGGAAGAGGUGGGCGUGGACUGAUAGCUAUGAACUUGCACAAUAACGAAGCGGGAAGACUGGCUGUAGCAAAACUGAUGUCAGUGGAUUGCCGUUGUCAUGGAGUAUCUGGCUCAUGUGCCCUGAAAACUUGCUGGAAAACAAUGUCAUCCUUUACAAAGGUUGGCAGUUUUCUAAAAGAGAAGUAUGAAAACAGCAUCCAGAUUUCAGACAGAGUGAAAAAAAAGAUACGCAGGAAAGACAAAAGCCAGCGGAAGAUACCUAUCCACAAAGAGGACUUGCUGUAUGUCAACAGGUCACCCAACUACUGCGUAGAAGACAGCAAACUGGGAGUUCCUGGGACACGAGGCAGGAUAUGCAAUCGUACUUCAGAAGGACCAGAUGGUUGCAAUCUCCUCUGCUGUGGCCGUGGAUACAAUACUCAUGUUGUCAGGCAUGUGGAGAGAUGCGACUGCAAGUUUGUAUGGUGUUGCUAUGUCCGCUGCCAAAGAUGUGAGACCAUGACUGAUGUUCACACUUGCAAAUGAAACAUUCUGCCGCAAACAUAAAUGGCAAAACAACCUCUAUAGUACUGUUCCUAGGAGUACGCUAGGGAAUGUCUCAAGACAAAGAAUUAUCCAGGCUCACAAAGUUUCAGUUCCUAUUGAAAAGGGCAACUUGGGAAAAGUAGCUGUCUUGCUCACAAGUGGAGAUCUGGAUUACCUGAAGACAUGGCAUCUUUAAAUAACUCUGUCCAUCUUGGCUGUGGGUAUUCAGUAUUUUGAUCAGUUUCCUUAAGCAACAUAGUGACAGAUGAAAACUGGACAGGCUUCAUUCCAAUGUUCAGAAGUAGAAAUGAUGCCCCACAUGAAAUAUUUUGUUCUUAUAUAUUUAGAAGACUCAGUUGAGGAAGCAGAAUGCUGUCAGUGGGCCUACAGCCAUUUGCUCAGCAGCUGGAAUUUGAAGAAAAAUCUAAGAUGCUCAGUGGCACAUAUAGGCCAUGGUUAAAGGAGGAGAGGUUUAAACAAUUUGAAGGGAUAUUCCUAUGGUGGCUUCAGAACUCAGCUAAACUAGUUGUGUUGGAAUACAGUAUAUAGAAAUUAAAGCAAAUGCAGAGGUGAGCAAAGUAUGGUUCUCCAAAUAUUGAACUGCAGCUUCCAGAAGCCCUAGCCAACCUUAGACAGUAGUUUGAAGACUGGAUAUUGGAAGUCCCAACAUUUGAAGAGCUAAACUUUGGGUCCAUUUGGUGUAUCAUUUUGUAGUGGUUUUCUUCCACACAUCUCUGUUUGACUGUUCUCCAAAUGUUCACUUAGAACAGGGGUGGAAAUAUUUGGCCCUUCAGAUACUUUGGCCUAUACCUUCAUGACAGAAUAUCCACUGGUAAGAAAAUGUGGGAGCUAACAAUGGACACAUAUUUGGAAGACAAAAUAUUCCCAAUUUCUCAUUUAGGACAAAGAUGAAGAUGAAAGAGUAUGCUGUAAUAUUUUUCAGGGCAAUAAUCACCCAAGACAAACUUUUCCCCCUUGGAUGUGUUUUUAAAUGUCUUAUUAUUCCUUUUUAAAAGAAAACACAAACAUGCUAUUGCUAAUAUUCCCUCCCAGUUAUCUAUGCAAGAUAGCUGUUGCUACUGUGAUUUGCAUGGCAUAGCUGCAGAGCUACCCACUUUGAUCCUUCAGUGUGCUAGAUGAAAUGUAUACAAGAAAAAUACUGACCUUUUGCCCUUUGAAGAUUGAAGAUGGGGGUAGAAAUUGGGUGGGUCUCCAAACAUUGUUGGUCCUAGGCAGCAUUCACAGCGGUGAGAAACACUGGGAGCAGCAUUCCAACAGCAUCGGACAAGCUACAUAAUUAACACCCCUAAAAUGUAUUUAUUCUGAGCAGGUUAAUUGAAAAUGUUAGUUUACAUCUGUACUGGGAAAUGGUUUUUCAGAUAUUGUAGGACAUUAACUUCUAUCAGGCCUAGGCAGCAUAGCCAAAGAUGAGCAAUAUGGCAGGAGGGGUAUUGUUCAGUAAUUUCUGGUAAACCACAUAUUCUCCAACCCUCUCCUUUUUUAAUGGUUUCAUUUUACUAACAGUAGGGUAGUAUGGACAAUUAUGGUAAUAAUCUGUACAAAAACUGCUCUGCAUGGUCAAAUUGUAGCUUAGUUUAUCUACAUUAUUCAUAUAUUUAGCAGAAACCAAAGUUCUAAAUUAAGGUUCAAAAAUCAGUUCUGAACUUGCAAAGCCAAUCACAGCCAUUUUUGUUAAAAAUUAAACUGUAUUUCAAAGGUCCUUAAACUCUAAUCCUGUGCCCAUAGUUGCCUUACAAUAAGUCCCCCUGAAUUUAGUGAAGUUGGGCUUCUGAGUAGAUGCAAAUUUGCAGUUAGUUUUUAUUUAAAUGCAAUAUUUAGGGGAAUUAUCUAAAUGGAAUAAGAAUCAAACAGCUGUCCAGAUGUUGGACUGCAAUUUGCAGCUUUCUUCAGCCAAAGAUAAAAUUUACUCAUUAUAGAUGAGGACAAUUGUCUACAGUCCAAAGAGCCCAUUUGUGGACAAGAAGGAUUCUGCUGAAUAUAGAAGGAACAUACAGUUCCUCUUUAGUUGGCGGCAGCAGCAGAGCAUGAGCUGCUUGAAAGCGACUUUUUAAAAAGUGGUUUGAGGCACCAUGUGGUUGAGCUUUUAUUUUUGUUUGCCCAGAAACAACAGAAAAACCUGGCAGGCUUAGAUCUGUUUUGUUGGAGCAGGACCUUGUGGUUGUCCAGAGAUUGUUGAGUGCCUUCUCAAGGCUUGCAUUGCUGUCUCUGCCCAUGCAAGAUAUUCUUCCAUCUUCUGUAUCCAGCAGCAGUAAUGGUGGGCUUAUAUACAUACUGUAUGGCUGUUUUGCUGAGUUGUGGCUAUUUCAUGGUAGCAUCCCAUUGCUUUGCACGGAACCAACUUCCAUCUGGUUAUGAUUGUGCCAUAUUGGUGCAUGUGUAUUUCCAUAACAGCUUGGCUUAUAUCUGCUUGUUACAGUUUUGUUGACAUCAGCAUGCUUUAUGGGAAGGAGCUGUGGUGAAAUUAUUAAAGUUUCAGGUUUCAGCUCAAAAACAGAACUUUUAGUAGCUCCAGCAGAGCUAACUUUCCAGCCACUGUUGUACAUAAAACCUCAAAUGCAAUGUGCAUGUGGGCUGGCUGGCUGCAACUGUUGAAAAACAAUAUAUCUGUAAGAGCUAUUGCUUAUGUGGACCACUCCUUUGUCAUUCCUAAGUGUGCACAGACUUCAGCUUUAGCUCUUCACUCCUCUGAGCUAAUGAUUUUACCCAUACCAAAACUAUUGCAGGAUAUUAAAAAAGAAGCUUCUAAAGGUUUUAAAGAAAGCAUCUAUGCCUAAACACAAGACUGUUGUUGUUGAUAAAGCCAAAGGUUUUAUGUUGCAAGUGCUUACGUUGUGCACUUUUCUAUAAAACAUUUUCUCUAUAACAAAAGAAUGGGGCUUGGAUUUCAGUUUGUUUUUUCCAUUCACAAGCGAAGGGGCAAUUUUUGUCCCCUACUCUUAACUAUGUGCCCCAUGCCCAAGGGGUCUUUUAAGACCUGGGAUAGUUGCAGGAUCUGUGGCAGAAAUGGAAGGGUGGGAAAAGAAAGCCUUUUUCUUUUUGUUCAUGAAGGAAAGCCAGAACUUGGUCCUAUCUAGCAAAACAUAUUGGGAAUAAAGAUAAAUGCAUUCAGCUGUUGUUGGAUUUACAGCAAUUUUUGAUCCCUUGUUGUGGCAUUACAUUGCUUUAUGCAGAUGUUUUUCCAUGUCCUUUCAUUUUUAUGAAUAAAAAUUAUUUAUUGUUAUUGUUGUGCAGAAUCUGUUGACAAACUGAAAGCAAACCACAUAACUCUCAUAGGAAAUUGAAAUAGUCUGUGUGAAUGGAAGUGGUUC
Sceloporus undulatus (fence lizard) is the source of this 4578-nucleotide messenger RNA. RefSeq names its product Wnt family member 16 (gene WNT16). Gene Ontology annotation, biological process: neuron differentiation; cell fate commitment; multicellular organism development. Bases 62 to 1249 code for a protein of 395 amino acids. The transcript has 4 exons. The record is from RefSeq and is a predicted model, not a curated record. Gene Ontology annotation, molecular function: cytokine activity; frizzled binding. Gene Ontology annotation, cellular component: extracellular region. NCBI's taxonomy places the organism in Eukaryota, Metazoa, Chordata, Lepidosauria, Squamata, Phrynosomatidae.